Eupeodes corollae is the source of this 2529-nucleotide messenger RNA. Its product is annotated as leucine-rich repeat flightless-interacting protein 2. Gene Ontology annotation, biological process: regulation of DNA-templated transcription. The coding region runs from base 1109 to 2299 and encodes 396 amino acids. The record is from RefSeq and is a predicted model, not a curated record. NCBI's taxonomy places the organism in Eukaryota, Metazoa, Arthropoda, Insecta, Diptera, Syrphidae. The transcript is spliced from 7 exons.
CAGAAAUUCAUGAUGGCGACUGUUUUCUGCCAUAAAAAUAUUCGUGACAGUUUUAAAAACCGCAGAAAAACAUAAAAUUCUUUCAUAUUAUUAAAUGUGAAAAUAUCCAAUUAACUUCGAAAUGCCAACUCAAACAUCUAAGCUUUCAAUUUGAACAAUUUAAAUCUCUAAAAUCGCCUAAUUUACGUCUCAAUUCACCAAAAAUCUAUCUUCGGUUCGGUCGAACAUCUUCCUCCGCAAAGGCUGGGGUGUCAAAAAAAAAGUUUUCAUUUUCCGUCUCAUUGGAUUUUUCUUUUUGGAUUUUUGUUCAUAAAAGGAUUCGUUUUUUUUUUUAACAUUUCUUUGAUGAAUCAACCCCGUAUAGAAAUCAAUUGAUCAAGAGAUUAUACUCGUCGGGGCUAAAUUGUGAUUGUGAUUGGAAGUGCAGGUCAACAAAUGUGGGGACAUUGAAGGGGGUUAUUGACUGGCCUCCAGGAUAAAUGGUAUUUUCAUCUUUUCGUGUCGGCAGUUAGUUAUAUAAAAAAGUGAAUUUGUGCCCAUUUUUUUGGGGAACAGAAAGAAAAAGGUGCCGCCUUUGCAGUUUUUUUCUUUUCACUUCUUUCUGACGUACCGUGCCGUGCAUUGUCGGGCUAGGGGCUCUGGAUCUGGUCACACCUAUGCGCUUAAGUUUCGGUUUGCCUUGCUCUAUUUGUCGCUAUCGUUGUCGGUUCGUUCGUGUGUCACUUCACUAUUGAAUCGAACCCCCUUGGCCCUGCUGUCUCCAAUUGCAACCAUCUAGGCCAACCAGCAAUCCAACAGCUGUAGAUCUGGGAUCUCCUUUUUUGAGAAAAAAACAUUCAACAUUCAACAUCAAAGUCAUCAUAAUCAUCAUCAUCUACGUUUGUAGUCAACGACGACGUUGUUUUACUCGUAGUAGCCGUAUUCGUACUCGAACGUCGUUGUCAUUGUCGCACUCCUCAUAAGGCCAUCCAAUUGUUGGUUUCCACAUUUUGCAAAAUCGUGUAUCGCAAAGCAGUGUAUUAAAAAACCAAAAAAAAAAAAAGAGUGUGUCCAAAAAUCUCAUCACUUUUGUGUGUGUCUAGUUCAAAAUUUUCAAACGUCUUCCAAAAUGGAUAGCCCCGGCGCUGUUGGAAGGCGUCGAGGCAAUUCUCGAGUCAAUGCAGAAGAUCAAGCUCUUGAUCAAAUUGCAAAAGAGGCUGAAGCAAGACUGGCAGCCAGACGGCAAGCACGUGCCGAAGCACGAGAAAUUCGCAUGCGCGAAUUGGAGCGCCAGCAAAAAGAACUGGAGCAAAAUGCUGAUCGAGUAUUUGAUAUGCAAACAGCAGCCGGCAUUGAUCCUCUGGCUAGAUCGCGUCUCAACGCAUCCAGUGUCACCGGAGUGGUUAAUUCGGUACGUGCCAGCUCUAUGUCCUCCCGCAGAAGUAGUGAAGAUUCCCUGGAAGAGGAAGGACGUAGCUUACGUGAUAUUAGGCAUGAACUCAAGGAUGUCGAGGAACGUUUUCGAAAAGCAAUGAUAGCCAAUGCACAACUAGACAAUGAACGAGCCUCACAAUCUUAUCAAAUUCAAUUGCUUAAAGAUAAACUGGAAGAAAUGGAAGAAUCCUUUUCCCAGUUGCAGCGUGAAUUUAAAGAGAAAACACGUGAAUGUAACGCUUUUAAGCGUAACCUUGACAAAUUGACAGAAGAACUGAAACUUGUUAAUGGCCAGUUAACCGAACGGGAUGCGCUAAUUGCCGAGCAGGGUUUGGUUAUUGUAGCUGUCGAAAAUGAGGAUGGCUCUGAUGCCAAACGUGCUCUAGUCACUUUAGAAAAUGCACAAUUAUUAGGAUCUGUUCAAGGUUCUCUUGAUGUUCGACUUAAAAAAUUUAGCGAAGAAAAAAUUCAACUUCAGGCUGAAGUGCAAAACUUACAGGACCAAUUAGAAAAUGUCAAGACCCAGGGACGAGGUCGAGGUAAUUCAAUGAAUGGCACCCUUGGCUCUGAUGAGGAUUAUGAAGCUCAAAGAGAAGCCAAUAAAAUUAUCUCUGACUACAAAUAUAAAUUGCAAAAAGCCGAACAAGAAAUUGCUAGUCUACAAGCCAGCUUAGCUAGAUCAGAAACACAAGUUAUACGAUAUAAAAGUACAGCGGAAGCUGCUGAAAAAGCCGAAGCAGAAUUAAAAAUCGAGAGGAGAAAACUCCAACGAGAGAACCGCGAAGCAAUGGAACGACUAGAAGAACUAGAAACAUCUAAUAAUCACCUUCUAAAGCGACUGGAUAAAUUAAAGAACGCCAAGAGUGCUCUUCUCAAAGAACUCUGACCGACCACACACUUUAGUCCGAUCAAAUCCGAGCGAACAGCAUUACAAGAAAGGCCGAACCUAAAUAAGAAACCAUAAGUUAAAAUAUGAAUUAAUAAUUUCCCUGAAAAUCCAAAAUUUCAACAAAAGAAAAAAAAAACAAAAAAACACUGUGUUCGACUGUGAUGAUGAGAUUUUUAUUGAUGGUGAAUGAAUUUUAUGUAUUUAUUUAUAAAAAAAAAAAAACAAAA